This is a messenger RNA of Coffea eugenioides, 1064 nucleotides long. RefSeq lists its product as uncharacterized. Gene Ontology annotation, biological process: female meiotic nuclear division; male meiotic nuclear division. The coding region runs from base 41 to 871 and encodes 276 amino acids. Lineage: Eukaryota; Viridiplantae; Streptophyta; Magnoliopsida; Gentianales; Rubiaceae. The transcript is spliced from 5 exons. The record is from RefSeq and is a predicted model, not a curated record.
CAUUUCUCUUCCAGGUUUCACCUCACACAGAGAAAAGAUCAUGGGUGACCUUCACUCCAUUCCUUACAGCACCCUGCACAGUUCUUCCCUAGGUUGGGACUUCCACAAUCUUGGAGUUUUCAACGCAGACAUGCCCCAAUUUUUGGAGAGCAGCAUUAGUACCAGUACCCCACCGUUGCUUUCACAACUUGAAUCUGAUUUUUCUACGGGGUAUCUACAAGAUGCUUUAUUUGAAUUUAGCUCUAAAAGAAGGAGGCUGGAAUUCUGCAACACUGAUGAUCAAAGUGAAGAGUUAGAUAAUUCCACCAGGAAUUCUUGGAGUUCUGCGUAUUCACUGGACUACUACAACAAUUAUGAUUAUUUGAGUCAGAUAAUGACAAAUUCUGAUAGCAUUUCAGGUGAACCUAUGAGUAUAAUCAGUGAAGAAGCAUCCCUAUUCUCAGAAAUGAAAACCACAGAAGAAGCAAUAUCCAAUUGUGAAACUUUUGAUACUUCAUCUUCUCAGAAGGACUCAGUUAACAUUCAGUCCACUUCAGGGAAAGAAACCCUACGUUCCAUAGACUCUAUUUUUCCUUCAGGAGGAGGAGGAGGAGGAGGUGAGAAAAGGAAAAAGAGAAUUCUAAGCAAGGUGGUUUAUCCAUUUGCAUUGGUCAAGCCAGGAGGAUUGGAAGGAGAUGUGACACUAAACGACAUCAAUGAAAGAAUUUUGAUGCCACCAACAAGGCCAGUGAGGCAUCCGGUUGGUGACUUUGCUUGCAGGCCUCUAACCUCCCCAGAUGGUCCUGGUUUAUCAGGGAAAGCAGUGGUGGCUCUCACUAGAAUUCAUACACAAGGGAGAGGCACAAUUACAAUUAUUAGGACUAAGGGUUGAGUACAUCAUUAUUCAUCAAUUUUACAUAUUGCAUGUAUAAAUUUUAAAGGGAUGCUUUGAUUGAUUUUGGAGAAUCUUUUUUUUUUUUUUGGUUUUAAUUGUAAAUAGAGCGUGAGAGACAAAUAGAAAAAGAAAGAUGCGUAUGUAUAAAAUAGUUUAUUCUCUCUUUAAUUAUCAAAGUAUUAUUUACUUG